Messenger RNA from Pararge aegeria (speckled wood butterfly), 1783 nucleotides. RefSeq names its product cytoplasmic tRNA 2-thiolation protein 1 (gene Ctu1). Gene Ontology annotation, molecular function: tRNA binding. The record is from RefSeq and is a predicted model, not a curated record. The transcript has 5 exons. Gene Ontology annotation, biological process: tRNA wobble position uridine thiolation. The coding region runs from base 165 to 1697 and encodes 510 amino acids. Lineage: Eukaryota; Metazoa; Arthropoda; Insecta; Lepidoptera; Nymphalidae. Gene Ontology annotation, cellular component: cytosolic tRNA wobble base thiouridylase complex; mitochondrion.
UCCUGGGCAAAUGGUGAUAUACUACUGUAACAAAUCACUAGUUAGUUUUGAGGUUAGAAACUGUCAAAUGAUGUAAAUAUGGUUUAGGUUUUGGUUGUGUGAAAUAUAUAAAUAAAAAAUAAUUAUUCUAUAAUCCUAGUAGUCAAUUGAAUAUCCAUAACACAAUGCCAGUAUUAUGUACAACUGGAUGUGGCAAAAAUGCAUCCUUAAAGCGUCCAAAAACAGGUGAUGCAUUAUGCAAAGAAUGUUUCUUUUGGGCAUUUGAAACGGAGAUCCACUUUACCAUUACAAGAGGGGAAUUGUUCAAUAGAGGGGAUUCCGUCGCUGUCGCCGCGUCAGGUGGCAAGGACUCCACUGUUCUGGCACAUGUUCUCAAAACUCUGAAUGAGAGAUAUGAUUAUGGCUUGAAUCUUAUGCUUUUGUCGAUUGAUGAAGGUAUUACUGGUUACCGAGAUGACAGUCUUGAAACAGUUAUGCAGAACAGUGCAGACUAUGUGAUGCCACUAAAAAUAUUAUCAUACAAAGACUUGUAUGGAUGGACUAUGGACGAAAUCGUUGCUCAGAUUGGACGAAAGAAUAACUGUACCUUUUGUGGAGUGUUUCGAAGGCAGGCAUUGGAUAGAGGGGCUGCAUUACUUAAUGUGAAGUGUAUAGCAACCGGUCAUAAUGCUGAUGACAUUGCGGAGACUGUACUUAUGAAUGUACUGAGAGGGGAUAUUGCAAGGUUGAAGAGAUGCACUGCUAUAUCAACCGGCAGUGAAGGGACAAUCCCUCGAGUGAAACCAUUGAAAUAUACUUAUGAAAAAGAAAUAGUAAUGUACGCACACUAUAAGAAACUUGUCUACUUUUCAACCGAGUGUGUAUUUGCUCCGAACGCUUAUAGAGGCCAUGCUCGAGCCCUGCUUAAAGACAUGGAGAGAGUAAGGCCCACAUGCAUCAUGGAUAUUAUUUACUCAGGUGAAACAAUGUCCGUGAAAGAACAAGUAUCACUACCGACACAAAGAGUAUGCUCUAGAUGUAAGUUCGUCUCGUCUCAAGAAGUGUGCAAAGCUUGUGUCCUUCUAGAGGGACUCAACAAAGGCCUACCAAAACUUGGUAUCGGCAAAAGUUCUAAAGCUAAGAGAAUGCUAGACGACUACAAUGCAAAACAGAAUGAGAAACUAGAAGAAGCUAUAAAUGAAAUAAAUAAUGAAUCCAAGAAAAAUAAUUGUAUAUCUAAAGGCAAAGUGUGCAGAUCCACUUGCAAAAGCAAAAAUGCACAGAGUAAUUUAAUAGACGGAAAGACGGAUGAGAACACAAACACUUGUAAUAAUGAGCGAGAUGCAAACAUAAGUAAUGAAAAAACAAAUUGUUGCGGUGAUAAAAUAUGUAAUCGCAAGGAUAAAGCAAAUGAAACUAGUGAACCGAAUUCAAAAGCCGCAAAGCUUUUAGCGGAAUAUGGAAUACCAGAAAACAAUUCCGUUGAAACAAUAAUUCCAAACGGAGAAGAAAGUAAGAAUCUAAUCAGUGCAAAUAAUUUAUCAAAUGAUAUAAAUUCAACACGAGAGAAGGAGAGUGAGAAAGAAAUCAGUAAUCCCGUCAAUAAUGAAGAAUUUGAAGUCGAUCUUCACACUAAUGAUGAUAUUGUACUAAAAGAGGAAGACGAGACGUGUGCUGGCGCGUGCGGAAAGAUAGAUUCCUUACAUAUAGGUUUUUGACGAUACAUAGUACAUUAUUCAUAUUUAUGAUGUGAAACCUAAAUAAUUAUGUACAUAAUAUCUUUGUAUAUUGAAUAAAAUAGAAU